AUGUGUGAGGUUGUUCAUAUCACAGUGGUGACCUUGGGAUAUUACACCAGUUUAGGAUCUAGCCAUUGUCAGUUGCAAUGUUACCGCAGCGAACCAGAUAGAAAUGCUUCACUAUCAUUUGGUCGGUCAGCACCCAUAACAACAGACAGAUCACCACCAGAAGAUGUCCAACACUCAAGUGGAAAUCCAUUCCUCAGAGUGGUGAGAUUCCCUACAGGAGAUGGAUGGGAUAGAGAUGGUUUCGGUCCUUUCUACUGUGAGGCUUCUAAAUCUGAUCGAGAUGUUACAAGGGUUACUACAUUUUUCCAACGAAAUAAUGCUAAGUUCAUAACAAGCGAUGGAUUGUUUACAAAGACAGUCAAUGUGAAUGACACCGGAGUGACGAUCACCAUGACUAGACGUUAUGAUCCCGAUGUGAGUGACAACGCGAUUACUUGGAGGAAAGAUGGAAGUGAGGUUCUUACAUCAUUUGUCGGGCAGACUCAGAUCAGCUUCCCAAACCCAAUCCAGACAUCAGACCAAGGGUUCUAUGAGAUCUACUAUAAUAACGAGAGGCAUCAAAGUAGAGGAGGACUAUACCGACUCAUUGUCAGAGAAUGCCCUGCUGGUAAGUGGGGUCCCCCUGGGUGUUAUGGUAUCUGUAAUAAAUGCUACAAUGGUGGAGUCUGUGAUGACAAAUCUGGUCUAUGUAUCUGUCCCAACAACUUCAAAGGACCGAAUUGUUUAGAAAUAUGUUCCAUUGGUACAUAUGGUCCAGGAUGUUCACAGACAUGUCACUGUGCAAAUUCAUCAUGUAACAUCUUUAGUGGAAUAUGUGCAGGUGGAUGUCAAACUGGCUGGUUUGGUGACAACUGUCAAAUUCCAGAUGAAUGUGAAGACGGUUACUUUGGGGCUCAAUGCACUGAUAAAUGCCAUUGCUUGUAUGAUGAACCAUGUGGUAAAGAUACUGGAGAGUGCCCUGAGCAGAAGUGUGCUCUAGGAUACCACAUACGAAGUGGCCAUGUCAGAUGCCAAGAGUGUGAAGGGGGUACCUUUGGUUUGGAUUGUCUUCAGGAAUGUCAUUGUGCUCCAGAGGCUUGCGAGGCGCAGAGGGGCCUUUGCAAGGGACAAUGCCUUGACACCUGGAUUGAACCAUACUGCCAAAGAAUAUCAAGAUUGGUUACAGUGAGAGUGAACCCAUACCAACCAUCUAAAUUCACAUGUUAUGUUGAGGGUAACCCACUUCCCGAUGCAUCCUCCGUUGAUCUUUACAGACGUACUGGAAGCACCAAUAACAGGACAGGAAUCACCAGGAGAUCAAGCACUGUCUCAGGGUCAGAACGAGCCAUUGUCUUUCAUGUUGAUAGUGUUUAUCCGCAAGAAUAUGGGGAAUACGUUUUCUUUCUAUCUGUUGAAAACACUGGCUAUCCUAGUAUGCCUUAUACCAGCGCAACCUAUGUGCUGCCAGUCAUUACGACAGCUCCAGUUGUAGCGAGCGCCACUUCAACUAUAGUAGUUCUUCGAUGGGAUGCAUGGUCUGAAGGAGAUGACAUAGGUGAUCCUCCUCUGGUAGGAUAUAAUGUCUUUGUAAAGAAGGAUGGUGGUGACUGGGUAACGGAUCAGAGAGUAGACCAACUCAAAACAUCAGCCUUUGUUAUUAACCUGACACCCGACACAGGUUAUAUGUUUCGUAUAGCAGCAGUGAGGGAAGGAACCGGUGGAACAGGACCUUUGUCUCCUCGCAACAGCAUAAUAACUCACUGUAGAAAACCGAGCGCUUCUCCAACGGGACUACAAGUGGCAGCCAUCAACCCUAAAGAGCUAGAGGUGACAUGGGAGCACCUCCUCUCGGAAUUAGCAGACUGCAGGAGUGGAGUGACCCAUUAUACGAUCUACUAUGCUUCUACUGGAUCAACUUCUUCAAACUCUAUCUUGGUUUUUCGUGACACUAGCUCCUACACAAUAAGAGGAUUAGACACCUAUCUGGACUAUACCAUUCAAUUGACUGCAUCAAAUAAAGAUGAGGAGGGUGACAAGAGCAGUGAGACUAUCGGCAAAACAAUUGAAGAAGUCGCGCCUGCUCCUAUCAAUGUGACUAUACCGAAGAGUACUACAAGCUCCUUCACUGUAUCCUGGUCUACCCCUCUACCAUCUAACACCAAUGGUAACAUCCAGAAGUAUAUCAUCCGCUACCAGCAAACUGAUCCCAUUGUUGAUGGUGACUAUAAGAUGGAGGAAGUAUUUACUGGUGCAUUUGAUGGAGAACAUACUGUGAUGAACCUGCCCCGUGAAAUCAACUAUACAGUUCAGGUCCGAACAGUCAAUGGAGCUGGUUCUAGUCAUUGGUCUGAGCCAGUGAAUGCAAAGACCAUCUCAGGUAAGAGCAUGAAUCGAAUGAAACUUGUUCUACUCUGA
Strongylocentrotus purpuratus (purple sea urchin) is the source of this 2394-nucleotide messenger RNA. Its product is annotated as tyrosine-protein kinase receptor Tie-2. The transcript is spliced from 13 exons. The coding region runs from base 1 to 2394 and encodes 797 amino acids. Gene Ontology annotation, molecular function: protein binding. The record is from RefSeq and is a predicted model, not a curated record. Lineage: Eukaryota; Metazoa; Echinodermata; Echinoidea; Camarodonta; Strongylocentrotidae.